This is a messenger RNA of Mytilinidion resinicola, 2240 nucleotides long. RefSeq lists its product as uncharacterized. Gene Ontology annotation, cellular component: exocyst. NCBI's taxonomy places the organism in Eukaryota, Fungi, Ascomycota, Dothideomycetes, Mytilinidiales, Mytilinidiaceae. The transcript has 3 exons. Gene Ontology annotation, biological process: exocytosis; intracellular protein localization; Golgi to plasma membrane transport. The record is from RefSeq and is a predicted model, not a curated record. The coding region runs from base 59 to 2140 and encodes 693 amino acids.
GCCUCCGCAAUUGCGACACUACCCUACAGCACAUUACAGCAAAUAUCUUGCCGGCAACAUGUCAGAGGAAAAGAGCAAGGGGAUUUCCCUCCGCAAGAAGCGUUCCGUGCGCCCCAAAAUCAGCGCCCCGAAGCAGAUCAGCGCACCUAUGCCCACAGGACUAGCCGCUGCAACCCUCUCUUCAGGCACGGGAGCAGAGCGUCUGCGACCGGGCGGUGGCCCUGGGCCUAGGGAACCGGACGCGCCCCGGCAGCGCCCGCCGCAGGGCGAGAAGACGGCGGACUUGGUCAAGAGGAGGUACUCAACGCGGUUCACGAAUCUGCCUACAGACUUUGGCGCGGGAGCUCCACCACUGCCCUCGAUGCCCGGGAUACCAACCCAAUAUGCAAGUCAGCCGCCUUCUAGGGAUGGGAGGCCGCCUGGGAGCUCUGAUGGGCAGCGAGUGAAGGUCGACGAGAAGGCACUAAGGGAUCCAAACUUGCGCCCUGAGCAGUAUGUCGCCACGUUGCUCUCAGAUGCUUCAGAACAAGACAUUCGAGAUUACCAGGACAAGCUACGUAAAUUGAAGAACCGCACCUCGACCGACCUCCAGCACAAUGUGUACCAGAACCGAACUCAAUUCAUCAAGAUCAGCAAAGAGGCGGAGAAGCUCAAGGGCGAAAUGCGGAUGCUUAGGACAUUGAUGUCUGAGCUGACGAGCACAUUGGGGCAGACGACAUCUGCAUCUGGUUUGGGAGGGGACGCCAUAACCGCAAGAAAGCAGGCCAAUAGGAGCUCCGUUGCCAAUUUGGAGGCUCUGUGGAACUCGCAUCUUCAGACUUUGUGGAAACGCGUUGAAGGAUCACAGAAGUUCUUGCCCGCGAUACCUGGGCGGCACAUAAUACACGAGUCCGGAAAAUGGGUGGAACUUAACGCUGCAACUUGGAAGAUCAGGCGGCGGAUUCACUUGAUCUUGCUAAACGACCACUUCUUGGUGGCCUCGGAGAAGAAGAGAGCAGAUAUGGCGGGGCAAAAUCCUCGAGACGCAAAGCAGAAGAAGAACCAAAUCCAGACACAACUAGUCGCGCAACGGUGUUGGCCGCUUCAAGACGUCCAGAUGGCAGAUUUGUCUUCUCGAUCUGCCCCCGGAGGUCGUGAGCGUGAAGGAAAGGGAACAACGGAUGCGAUCAAUAUCCGCGUUGGCACAGAAUCGUAUACGUUUGCUGUGUACGGCUCUGAUGUUAGCGAGAAGAAUACUUUGCUUUCUACAUACCGCAAGACUCUGGAAGACCUUCGGAGGACUAUGGAGGUCGAAACUGAAGAGCGAGGAAAACAGCAAGAUUCAGUCAACUAUUUUGCCACUCGGGAUCUAAGCAUUUUAAAGAAAGCCGAUCUCCUAGAGAGUCUGUCCGAAAGCACAGUCAACCAUAGGUCAAGUAUGUUUGUGGACGUGGAUGGGAAGCAGCAGAGCAUUCGAUGGGUGGAGAGCCAGCUGGAUGACCUCGACAUCGACAUCGCUCUCCAACGCUUUGAGAAAGCUGUUUCCAGGGUGGAGAAAUUGAAGUCAUUGGCAAAGAACAUUAAGAGCAAUGCUGUUGCUCAGAACCUCGUCACGUUCAAAGUCAACGAAAGAGCUGCGAAGCUUGCAACAGUACUGAUACGGCAAUUGGUUGAAGAUAAUUCUUGGUUGACGUCGACGAAGACUCAUGUCCACUGGGUUUUCAGACUCGGGUUCGAGGACAGAGCCAGGGAUGCAUAUCUUGAAGCAAGGGGUGCCGUAAUCAAGACGCGAUCUAGACAAUGCAUCUUCGAGGGCCACCUUCCUGAGUAUAUCUACCAAAUCUCCUUCAUCUACUUUACCAUUAUCAAGAAUACGGUGCAUAUCUACCAGAACUGCUUCCCGCACGUCAUGAUGUCCGCGUGCAUCAAGUGGGCGAAAGAGCAUAUCGACGAGUUCAACGUAAUCUUGGCACGCCAGCUGAGCAGCGUGGAUACCGAGAGUCCGCUGUGGAAAGAGUGCAUGGACCAAGCGCACGCACACGCAGCAAUGCUGACAGAAGUUGGAUUGGAUUUCAAGGACUUAAUAGGGAAGGGCAUGGAGGAUGGAGGUGUUUCUAAUCGAGCAAACAAUGGGCCUGUUGGUCUAGGCGUGACCUCCUGAACGCCCUCAAUAGUAACUAUGUAAGCAGUCUUGGUUAUCUACCAUACUUUGGAGUAUCGAUUGAAGGGAAUUCGUGCUUCCCAUGUCCUUCAUGCAUUGC